Scedosporium apiospermum is the source of this 3771-nucleotide messenger RNA. RefSeq lists its product as uncharacterized. The coding region runs from base 1 to 3771 and encodes 1256 amino acids. The record is from RefSeq and is a predicted model, not a curated record. Lineage: Eukaryota; Fungi; Ascomycota; Sordariomycetes; Microascales; Microascaceae. The transcript is spliced from 3 exons.
AUGGCCACUGAAGCCACUCUUGAGAAGCCCGCCGAUGCUCCUGCCUCGACCGAUUCUCAACCCACUCCUGACUUUGAAACUACCCGCCAAGAUGGUGUCCAGAAGCCAUCUCUAAACGGCGGCCGCUCCAGCGACGACAUCGAGAAUAAACGCAUCACCGCCGUCGAAGACCAGAGUCAUUCCACGGACGUUAGCGUGAGUGGAGGGUCGGACACAGAGGCAUCUAGAGCGGACUCGUCGAAGCCUCUGAAUGACGACAAAGGCCAUGAAAGGACCUCAUCUACUGUUAAGAAACCGACUACCUUCAAGGCGGUUUCUGUCAACAAGACCUUCCUGGCGUCCAAGGCUGGAGGUUCAACAGCCGCUGCUAAAUCUAGCGACAAGAACUCAGCAGCAUCGGGCAUGUCAAGCUCGCCGCUGAACUCCUCGGGUUUCUUAUCCAACCGCCCACGGCUCAUCGCCAAAACUGGCAGCGGAAGCCGGGACUCGAUUCCACGAUUCGCAGCAAACGGCGGCAAGCCUGCAGCAGCACCAGACCCAACUAGCGUCUGGAACAAAAAUCGACCAACACCUACCCCCGAAACCAAGAAGAUGUCAGACGAAGAACUGAAAAAGUACGGUAUCCACAUGGCAACUCGACUUCAUUCAGAGGACAACAAGGGCCAGUCAAAUUGGGCCGAUAUCGACGACGACGAUGACGACUGGGCACCAGAGACCAUCACUUGGACGGACGGCACAAAGAUAACCCUACCCCCUCCCGAUGAGACGCAAAACAGUUCUGUGGGGCCCGCCCAGGCUGGUGGAACCGCGAUUGCAAAAGACAAGUCAGCGAGUGACAAGACGAGAUCAGCGGCGCCGUCGAGGACUGCUUCGCCUUCUGUCAGAUCAGGUGGUCUAGCAUCCGGCAAAGGCUUAAUCUUGAAAGCGGGAUCUACGGAGAAGGUCACUCUAGUCACCAAGCCUUCCGCACCCCCACCCCCGGCCAAGUCUCCAUGGGCGCCUCUGCCACCUAUUCAGAAAGCCUCUCCGGUGGUCGUAGAUUCCCUUCCCCUACAUACGAGCCCCCGCCUCCCGCUGAGGGAGCCCCACGCCCAUAAGUCGUUCCAGCACCCAGCAGCGAGGGAAAUCGCCGCAGACGACUUUAGCCGGUCAUCUUGGAGAGAUGGCCCCAACAUGGCAAGCAGGGAACUCUACAACUCCCAGUCCGGGCGCUACGAGCCAGUGCAGGAUCGCCGAGGCUCGUUUAGAGGGGACGUGUAUAGUCGACCGGCCCUUCUACAACGCCCUCACCCACACCACCAUGAUUCCACUGAACCAUCCCCUACUUUUCAAGCCUCCCGGCCAGUACAAGAUGGUCCAUUCGGCAGACGCCGUGGCUCUUCCAACGUUAGUGGUGGCAGUGGACUUCUGCAGAGGGCAGGGAAGGGUUACGACGCUGGCUCUAUGCCGCCACCAGAUGUUCUAAAUACCCGAAGAGGGUCGUUUGCCGCCUCUACCGACAGUCACAUUUCACCGAGGAAUUUCUCGCCGUCCGGUCAAGCCGGAGCAAGGCUUCAGUCCAGUCAUGGCUGGCCGUCUAGGACUUCUCCGGCCGCAGCCUAUGCUACUCCGCAUUAUUCCCACGCCCAUUCGGAAAAGCCACCUACUCCUCAGGGUGGACCCGGGUCUAAUGUCGCCUUACAAUCUGAAGAGGACACAGUGGAGUUCCAGAAACGGUUGAUGCGGGAAAGGCGCGAGGAAGCAAUCAGACGGAGAUUAGAAGAAGAGGCACGGGAAGAGGCCGCAAAGGCUGAACGUAUUCGCCUGAAACUCGAGGCUAUGGGACCUCCCCCAGAGAGGAAGAGUGCAAAAAAGGAGCUCACUACUGCGGACAACGCGGACGCCGCCACCACCACCCCAUCCCUCGCCCAUAGCACCGUUUCGGUUCCCGGCCAGGCGACCACCACCGCGAAUGAUCAGAACAUCGCUUCUCAAGAAGACCAAGGUACUUCCAAACCGGCAACCAUUUCCACGGCAACGACUUUGCCGGCUGGUCUUCCGAGCGAGCUAUCUGCAGACUCCCAGCCACAGUCAAAGCCUACGAUGCAGCAAGACAUGGGCCAGCCUCAUAUCUGGCAGGCUCCAGCACAGCCAUCUUCCAGUCGGCUGACUUCGUGGCCAUCCAGUAGCCAACAACCAUCACGCAACGUAUGGGGCUCUCCAAACAAUGACCGCGGCUUAGGGAACGGCACCUUCAAUCCAGAUUUAGGGCGGGUACCAGAAUCCCGAGCAACUCAACUCCCCCAACACCCAGCGAAAGAGCCAGCUCCGAUUGGACCUCCCAGCGCAAGAGUACUCAGCCAACAGCCACCUACGCAAGCUUACCCGGCCGCUCGUCUGGACAGAUAUGGCGCACCUGAACCGCGCCAAUACAGCGAGAAACAGAAUCAGUGGGUGGCAUCGGUUCUCCAGAGCGACGCCUCCUUACGGGAACAGCGGGCAAGGGAGCGAGCCGAUUUUGACCAGCGUCUUGCUGAGCAGGGCUUAACGUACGAUGAUGCUCAACCCACCAUUAAGCAAUCCUGGCGCCCAGAUUCAGGCCCAUCCCGACCUGAGCAAGUGUCUCGUGUAGCGGCCACUUCCUGGGGACGAGCCGUCGAUGAAGGUAGCAAGCAUAGUAAUUCGAUAUCUCCGGACACACACGCUCCCAAUGGUGUGAUCAGCGGUUCCGGGGCAGCCGCCAUUCUCACUUCAAACGCUUCGGCCGCCACAUCAGCGCAACCACGCGCGUCGAGGUUCUUCCCACCCAAGGAAAGAGACACACGAGCCGGCACACACACCAAUUCGGAAUCCGAACGACCAAAGUCUCCAUCACCUCCACCCCCUACAAUGGACGAUCAUCCUGCCUACGAUGGCGAUGCAUCCCACCCUCAUGUGUCCUUGCCCCCGCCUCAACCCAUUGUUAAACUGCCACCUGCUCCCCCAACGUCGGCAUCUGGUCAAGCUCCAAAGGCAGAUUCGACUUGGCUCAACUCCACCCAUCACAGGCCUCUUCACAGCUCUUCAACAAGUGGCUCAACCGCGGCCCAUCAUUCCUCUAUAACCAUACAUAGUCCACCACAAUCUCAGCAAGAAUGGCAGGAGAAAAUAUACGAGUUAACCGGACGUAGGGCCGCACCACCAAAGUCGCCGGCGGUUGAAUCCGCAAGCCGAACCAUGCUCGACCACUCAUCCCAGCACAACCCUGCCACAGUUUCACUUCCCAGCCACAUUGCAGUGAAAGAAAUGGACAAGGGCGAAGUGACAAGCAAACCCAUGGCUGAUGAGUGCUUUGAGGAACAGGAAAUGGGCUCGUUGCCCCUAAUUCGAAUCCCGCAUAAGGCACCAGAUGCAGCCUGGCAGCCGGCCGUGCCCGCUAACAAGCCUCUUCCGAGGACUUUCAUGGUGGUCGCAAAUACGGCAAAGCACCUCGAUCUAUCUGAUCACUCGGUGGUCCGCAUCUCCUUCCCAGGCAUGCCUAUGGAAGUCAAAACAGUUACCUUCCAUUCUAGCAAUAGAGGAAGUAGUCGAAGCACAGGGCAUGGCCGCUCCAGUGGACGCAAUCGUGCUUCGGGCUCAAAUUAUCGAGGCGGGAGCGGCGGGAAAAGGGACGCCUCCAGUGGAUUUACCAACGAAUCGACGAGUAGCGCCCAAGGCCCAACCUCGUCCUUAGGAUCCAGGGGCCGUGGAGGCUACCGCACUAGAGCGGGAGAGACGUGGUCGCGGCGAUCCACUCACUCGACAAACAACUAA